Messenger RNA from Mya arenaria, 2929 nucleotides. RefSeq lists its product as uncharacterized. Bases 184 to 2268 code for a protein of 694 amino acids. The transcript is spliced from 10 exons. NCBI's taxonomy places the organism in Eukaryota, Metazoa, Mollusca, Bivalvia, Myida, Myidae. Gene Ontology annotation, biological process: regulation of mitochondrial mRNA stability. The record is from RefSeq and is a predicted model, not a curated record.
CAUUAUCACCCGAAACAAAACAUCCUAGCGGGCACGUUUGACCUUUGGUGGAAAUGUUGGUUAUUAUUUGUAUUUCGAUAAAUCAAUGCACUUAAGCUUUUAAAACUGUUCCCCCGAUGACAUGAAGUGACCCUGCAGCAGAUUACAUAUUGCAGUCACUGUGUCAGUCGUUACCCUUACAAGAUGGCCAUGCUUCUUCGCCGUAGACAGUUUGCUGGACUGGUUCGUGCUGUGGCCACGACUACUAAGCUAGCCUCACAGGUUUCCCAGGGCUCAAAGCCAGCAAGGUGGACUGAUAAACAUAUUCCAGGAGGUCCUUUUCAGCUCAGCCUGUUCAUGAGUAAUUCUGCAAAGUCUAAAAACAAUGCAUCUUUUGAGGUGUCUGACCUAUUUGGAGGCAAGGAGGAAAAGGUUGAAACCAUCAGUGAUAAUGAAGACUUGCCUAAAACUCAGGAUGAGCCUAUUGAAACGGCUGAGGCAAAACAUGAACCAGAACAUGAUAUAGAAGAGACAGUGCACGAUGUUGCUGUAGAAGAUUUGAAAACAGAAGAAAGUAAAACAAACAAUAUUUCUGUAAAGAAGCCUAAAGGUUACAGCAAGUAUGUGUCCUCAAUAGUAUCUGUGUCCACUCCAGAGGCUGGAUUCUAUCAGCUACAAACAUUGUUGUUGGCAUCAGAUAUCUCCUCAGGAGAGAAAGUCCUCCUGGCCCAUUCAGCACUUGUCCGUAUUCUUAAUCUUACUUCAGCUCAAGAACUUGUCAAGGAUAGCUCCUUUGAGACCCUCGCAGAUUUUGUUGAUAUUAACGGUGUUAGUCUGUUAUCUGAUGCGCUGUUGUCCAAACUGUCAGAGAUUGUCCUUCAGAGUGACCUAGAUGAAACCCUGUUUGGUGAAAUGAUUCUGAACGAGGCCAUUUUUCGACUGCGAGUGUCAAAUAUCAACUACACUGUCUCCAUAAUUGACUGUCUUAAGAGUGGACAGAAAACUGACAUCAGACAGAAUCUUAACAAGGUAGCAACAGAGCGUCUUUUGGAGCUUGUGGAGAAUGCAGGUGCCAAUGACCUCAUAGACACCAUGUUCCGGAUCCAUUCGCACCCACACCUGGGCCCAUUACUGGAUGACAUCGCGCUUAAAAACCUCUCAGAGUUCUCUACUACUAGCCUGUACCAACUGCUGUAUAUGCAAGCCAAAAGUCCGAAGAAAAAUAAGAUAUUGGUAUCGGCUUUAAAGCAAAAAAUUGCAUCACAGGAUAUGGAUUUAUCCCUAACACAGAUUAAGAAUAUGUUUUACGCGUGUGCUUCAUUAAAGAUACAUGACAAAGCUUUGCUGUCAUCUUUAUCACAAAAUUUGGAGAUUAAAGCUUCAUAUGAAAAGGAUAAUAAUUUAUUGUCGAUACUGAUUCCUAUUCUUAAGUCUUGCUCAUUCUUGGGCUGGCGACAUAGUGCUAUAACGAAUAUUGUAAGCAAAAAAAUCAAGUCGUCUUUGUUUGAUGAAGAAUUAACAUUUAAUCAAAAACAUGACUUAGUGUUUUACAUAGGCAAGUUGAAUCUAGCGUCAGACUUUGGUGUUCUAGCCUCAGAAUUUGUGAUGGACCUAACAGAGCUAGAAACUUCCAAGCCAAGCAAGUGGCUAAAUAUGGUCACUUCAUUGGUUAGUUUAGAUCGGGCGGAUGAAGAGAUGAUAUCUAAAGUGCUCCAACCUAAGUUCUAUAACAGUCUGUUCGAGGAAUUGAAAGAUGCCCCCGCCACUAAGGUCCAGAAUGUGAAGACUUCGCUGCUGUACCUGCUCGGUGUGCUGCACGUGCAGAUGGGGGUCAGCUCCUUUCCUGUGCAUGAUGACUUCAACACGUGGAGAACUCAACUACAGGAGAAGGUAAGUGGCAUGCCGUUAUAUGGAAUGUCAUCCGCGGUUGGUGCCACCCUCAGCCUUCUGGCCCCUAUGGAUACCUGUGUGAAUAAACAUGUCGUCUCCAAGUACGGCCAUGUUGUAGACUUUGAGAUAAAAGUGGAUUCCAACGGGAAGGCUCACAAGCUGUCAAGCUCGGCCGGAACAACAAAGGUUUGGAUCAAAGUUCAAGACUUCCGGGAGUUUCUGAAGGGAGGGGACACACUGGUUCCCUGUAGGGACAUGGAAAUAUCAACCCAGCAACUGUUAGCAGAGAACCCACAUACUGUCUUCGUCCCGCACACACAAUGGAUGCGUCAUAUCUCGAAGCGUAUCGAUCAGCUGACGUAUCUUGACGGACUAAUACAGAAAUGUGUUAAACCGUGACCAGAGUAGAAUAUAGACAUAAACAAACAUUGAUAAUUUUAACUAUGUCAAGGUCGCUCGUGUUAAGUGUUAUGGUGCAACAGAAACUGUGGUCAGUUAGCAUAUCAUGCUUGCUUUGAAGGUCAUUAAAUUCAGGAUUUAUACUGAAAAUAGGAUUCAGAGUUUGAACUUCAAACUAUAGCACAGUUUUAAGAUUUUAUUUUGCUUUGACAUUUUUGCAUCAAAACAGUGGGAAAUAUCUUGAAAUGAAUAUAUGACAUUGGAAACAAUUUCUAAGCCCCUUUUUACUGCUUUAGGCAUGAAUCCCUCAUACCGAAACAGACCCUUUUUUCAGGAUUGAGAAUUAUCUCCUGUUAAAACCUCUGAUAUACAUUUAUAAGCAUACUGGAGCGUAUAUGUAGGAAUAAUUUGAAACAUAUACAUUCUCCUUUAAUUGAUUUACUUCUGAGUAUAUUUGAUAUGCACUGUAGAACCAACAAUGAUUAUCAAUGUUAUAUAUUUUCAUUCACCUUACAUGCAUUAUGUAAAUUGCUAGUGUGACCCACUGCGUUCAUACAGCAUAAAUGCAAGAAAAAAUGUGAUCAAUUUUUAAACAAAUACUAAACUACUUGUUCAACACAUAGUUUAAUAGUAUACAUUGUCAAAUAAAGUCUUUCAUUUG